Molecule: messenger RNA, 1526 nt
Organism: Vigna unguiculata (cowpea)
Lineage: Eukaryota; Viridiplantae; Streptophyta; Magnoliopsida; Fabales; Fabaceae
Product: tubulin beta-1 chain-like
Biological process (GO): microtubule-based process
Cellular component (GO): microtubule
Molecular function (GO): structural constituent of cytoskeleton; GTPase activity; GTP binding
Source: RefSeq, a predicted model, not a curated record
AUGAGAGAAAUCCUCCACAUCCAAGGCGGCCAGUGCGGCAACCAGAUCGGAGCCAAGUUCUGGGAAGUCAUCUGCGGCGAGCACGGCAUCGACCACACCGGCAACUACAGCGGUGACUCCGAACUCCAACUCGAGCGCAUCAAUGUCUACUACAAUGAGGCCAGUGGCGGAAGGUACGUUCCACGUGCCGUCCUCAUGGAUCUGGAACCCGGCACAAUGGAUUCGGUCAGGUCCGGCCCCUUCGGUCAGAUAUUCCGGCCCGAUAACUUCGUCUUCGGGCAGUCCGGCGCCGGUAACAACUGGGCCAAGGGUCACUACACCGAGGGUGCCGAACUUAUCGAUUCCGUCUUGGAUGUUGUGAGGAAGGAGGCCGAGAACUGCGAUUGCAUGCAAGGGUUUCAAGUGUGCCACUCUUUGGGGGGUGGAACCGGCUCCGGCAUGGGAACCCUUCUGAUAUCGAAGAUCAGAGAAGAGUAUCCUGAUCGUAUGAUGAUGACGUUCUCCGUUUUUCCUUCCCCCAAGGUAUCUGACACAGUUGUGGAGCCGUACAACGCCACGCUUUCUGUUCACCAGCUCGUUGAAAAUGCCGAUGAAUGCAUGGUUUUGGACAACGAGGCUCUCUACGAUAUCUCUUUCCGUACCUUGAAGCUUGCUAAUCCAACUUUUGGGGACCUUAACCAUCUCAUCUCUGCAACGAUGAGUGGAGUUACUUGUUGUCUACGUUUCCCUGGACAGCUUAACUCUGAUCUUAGGAAGCUUGCGGUGAAUCUGAUUCCAUUCCCUCGUCUCCAUUUCUUCAUGGUUGGAUUUGCACCCUUGACAUCAAGAGGAUCCCAGCAGUACCGGAACCUGACGGUGCCGGAACUCACUCAGCAGAUGUGGGAUGCUAAGAACAUGAUGUGUGCUGCGGAUCCACGCCACGGUCGUUAUCUGACCGCAUCCGCAAUGUUCCGUGGAAAGAUGAGCACGAAGGAGGUGGACGAGCAGAUGAUAAACGUGCAGAACAAGAACUCUUCUUACUUUGUUGAGUGGAUACCCAACAAUGUGAAAUCCAGCGUUUGUGACAUCCCUCCAACGGGUCUUAAGAUGUCUUCUACUUUCGUCGGAAACUCAACAUCGAUUCAGGAGAUGUUCAGGAGAGUGAGCGAGCAGUUCACAGCGAUGUUCAGGCGCAAGGCUUUCUUGCAUUGGUACACUGGUGAGGGAAUGGAUGAGAUGGAGUUCACUGAAGCUGAGAGCAACAUGAAUGAUCUGGUAGCAGAGUACCAGCAAUACCAGGAUGCUACUGCUGACGAGGAAGAGUACGAGGAUGAGGAAGAGGAUGUUGCUUGAGGAGGCGUCGUCUUUCACUUGUGAAGCAGUGAAAAAACAUUGACUUAUUCAUUUGUUUGUUGUUUUUGUAUAAAUCGAGGGUCAUUGUUUAACCUGGGUUUUUGUUCAUAAGGCCUCUGUUAUUCAGCCAUCGGAUGUUUUUCUGGGUUAAAGUUCAUAUACAUUAACGUAUGCAGUUCUCGUAUUUCUGUUCC